AUGUGGAAGAAAACCAAAGUGACAGAAUACACUGCCGAUGGGCAGGUGAUCAUCAGGAAACGAUCCAAGGUUCCUGGUGUCAUGAUCACACAGUAUGUGGAAGAACUUCCAGAAGGAAAGACCACCCCGGACUUCAUCCGGAAACCCAUCGCCUUAACUAUUCAGGAGGGAAAGUUUGCCUUCUUCAAAGCAAUUGUGACAGGCGACCCUACACCAACGGUAACAUGGGCAAGAAACAAUGGAGAUGUCACAGAUCCAGAAAAAUACCAAUGUACAUAUGACCCUGCAUCUGGCGAACACAUGUUACAGAUGCCUAAUGUAUCUACAGACCAUGCAGAUACAUACAAAUGCUAUGCUACAAAUGAGUUUGGAAAGGCUGUUGUUACCAGCACACUGAAUGUGAUUGAAGUUGGAUUCAAGAAGAGUAAGGCAUUACAGGAGUCAAGAACAGCCCCAAGAGAGAAUGCAACACAGUUUAAAAAAAUGCUCAAGACACGUGUUGAACGUGAGAAACCAGAAAAGAAGGAAGGAGAAAUUGAUGAAAAGUUCUGGGAGCUGCUGCUGAGUGCAGAUAAGAAGGACUAUGAACGUAUCUGUGCUGAGUACGGGAUCACUGACUUCCGCUGGAUGCUCAAGAAACUGAAUGAAAUAAAAAAAGAGAGAGAAGAAGAGCAAGCACUGUAUGUUGAACAUCUGAGCAACCUGAAGCAUAUAGAAGUUAAAGGGAUUGGCCUGGCACAGUUUGAAUUUGACAUGGAGCUCAAAGACCCCAACAGUAAGAUUUUCCUUUACAAGGAUGGCGUCAUGGUUCCUUUUGGUGAUGAAGUGGACGUGAAGCACAACUUAAAACAAAUUGGCAAGAAGUUUGUGUUCACUGUGAAAGAUCUGCUACCAGAAGAUGCUGGGAUGUACCAGGUGGACGUUGAGGGUGUAAACGUCUUCUCGACUGACUUCAAGAUUCCCACAGUUGAGUUUAUCGUCAAGAUUCAGGAAGUGAAGGCCAUGGAGAGAGAGGAUGCUGUCUUUGAGUGUGUUUUAUCCCACCCCCUUCCAAAGAUUACAUGGAUGGGUAAAAAUGCUCCACUGGAGCAAGGGGAAAAGUAUGACAUCAUAGUUUCUGAGGACAAGCUCAUCCACAGAUUAGUGGUGAAGGACUGUAUGCAGUUGGAUAAGGGCAUCUAUGCAGCUGUGGCUGGCAUCAAGUCUUGCAAUGCCUGGCUUGUAGUAGAAGCUGACAAUGAUCCAAAUCUGCACGGCAAAAAGAAAGCUAGAAAAACCACCCAGGCUGGAGGGUCAGGAGUCGACCUGCAGAAAAUUGCCCAGGAGCAGCAGACCAAACUGCAGAAGGAGAGGGAAGAGAGAAUGGAGGUGAUUCAAAAAGCCAAAGAGGAGAAGGAGGCAGCUGAAAAGGUGGCUGUGGACACUGGAUCUGGAUCUGUAGGGAAAGAGAAGAAGAAUGACAGUAGCAAGGCACUCUCUGGACUUGACAAGGGAUCAGGACAAGAUAGCUCAGGCAGAAAUGUGCCUGUUAAUGAUGUACCUGUCAAAGAUGCACCUGUUGAAGCUGUGCCUGUUAAUGGAGUAUCUGUCAAAGAUGCACCUGUUCAAGAUUCACCUGUAAAAGACGGACUUGAUGAAGAUGUAUCUGCUGGAGAUGGAACAGAGGGCCAGACCAAAAAGCGCAUUAGGACUGGUCCACUGGUUCCAGACACUAUCAUAGAUCCUGGAGUUCACUUUACCAGUGGCCUGGAGGACAUCAAAGCUAUCCUGGGCAACUCAGCAGAGAUGGUCUGUAAGCUGAGCAGUGAGAAUUGUGAUGGAAUCUGGUACAAAGAUGGGAAGAAGCUGUCCUCCACAGAUGAACUGGUGAUAUCUAAAGAUGGGGCCUACCACAAACUUAAGAUACAUAAAUGCCAGGAAGAAGAUGCUGGAAAAUACCGCUUUGAGGCAGAUGGACGUAAAACAGAAGCAAUGCUUGUUGUGGAAGACCCACCCAGGUUUGAUCCUGAAGCCCUGGGAGAAUUCUCAAAGCCAGUCAUUGUGAAAGCAGGUGAAAAAGCUGCUUUUAAGAUGCCCUUUGUGGGCCGGGAUCCAAUGAAGGUACAGUGGUACAAGGAGGGUGAGGAGCUGCUGGAUGACACCAAUGUCAAGCUGGAGAUAACGCCCAAUCACAGCCGCCUGCUUCUGAGCAAAUGCCAAAGAAGAGGCACUGGAGAAAUCAAGAUAAAGAUUAAGAAUGAGUUUGGUACCAUUGAGGCCUUCUCCCAACUCAUUGUCCUAGACAAGCCCACCCCACCACAAGGCCCAGUGGAUGUGAUUGAAAGCUCUGCCCACUGUAUUGAUUUCAAGUGGAGGCCCCCAAAGGACAGCGGUGGCUCUCCAGUCAUAAACUACAACCUGGAGCGUCAGCAGGUGGGACGUAACACCUGGAAGAAAAUUGGAGACAUUCCUGGAGACCCUCCCGGUUACAAGGACACAGACGUGGAUCACGGCAGAAAGUACUGCUACCGCAUCAAGGCCAUUACUGCACAGGGUGUCAGUGAGGUGAUGGAGACAGAUGACAUCCAGGCUGGCACUAAAGCAUACCCUGGUCCUCCUGCUGCACCCAAAGUGGUCAGUGCUUUCAAGGACUGCAUCAAUCUGUCAUGGGCUGCCCCAGCCAACACUGGAGGAACCAACAUUGUGGGCUACAACCUGGAGAAACGCAAGAAUGGCAGCAACCUCUGGAGCCAAGUGAACCCUGUGGAUGAGCCCAUUAAAGAGAAAAAAUAUGCAGUGAAAGACGUUGUUGAGGGGUUGGAAUAUGAAUUCCGUGUGGCGGCAAUAAACUUUUCUGGGGCUGGCGAACCCAGUUCCCCAUCGGAUUUUGUGUUUGCUAGAGACCCCAAAAAGCCCCCUGGCAAAGUAAUUGAUCUGAAGGUGACAGACUCAACCUACACCACCUUGUCCCUGGCAUGGACGAAACCCAAAGAGGAAGAGGGUGUCCAAGAUGAGGCUAAAGGGUAUUUUAUAGAGAUCAGGCCAGCAGAGAACCCAGAGUGGCACCGCUGUAACACUAACACCAUCAUCAUGACUAGCUACACUAUAAAGGGUCUGAAGUCGAUGGCUAUGUACUGGGUGAGGGUGAUCGCCACCAAUGAAGGAGGAGAGGGGGAGCCCCAAGACCUUGACAACUACAUCAUCGCCAUGCCUCCCCCAGUGAGACCACGAUUCACAGAUGCUAAGAUGAAGAGUUUCAUGGUAGUCAGAGCAGGAAAUUCAGCACGAGUGAAUAUAAACUUUGAGGCUUCCCCUAUGCCAGAUAUCACAUGGCUGAAAGAUGGCAUGCCUGUGUCUAAACGGAUAACCAUUAGCAAUGCUGAGGGGGGAUCACAGCUCCUGAUUGCCACGUCAGAGCGCUCUGACACAGGUGUCUAUACCAUAAUAGUCAAGAACCUGGUUGGCCAGGAAACAUUCAGCACUGAGAUCAGAGUCACAGAUGACCCCAAGCCCCCAGGCCCAGUGGAGCUGCAGGAGAAUGUUCCAGGCACGGUGACUGUCUCCUGGACGCCCUCUCCAGAUGAGAAACGUGACGACAGGCUGCACUACACGGUGUCCAAACGUGACUCCAUCAAACGGACCUGGGUGACUGUGGCUGACCGCCUCUUCAAUAACAACUUUACUGCAGUGAACAUCAUGCCCGGACGGGAAUACCGCUUCCGUGUGUAUUCCAAGAAUGAUAUGGGCACCUCCGAACCCUCCGAGUCACCAACCUGGGGAAUCACCAGAAAGAAAGAGAAGUAUACAGUGACUAUGCCCACAUCCAAGGGCUGCAGCUUCGAGACGCCACCAUCGUUCACCGUCCCGCUGAAAACACACACCUCCCCAGAGAGCUACGAGUGCUACAUGAGCUGUGCUGUGAGGGGUGACCCCGCGCCUCAUGUCACAUGGUAUCGAAACAACAUCAGCCUCAACACAAACAGCAACUACUACAUCUCCAACACCUGUGGCGUCUGCUCCAUGCUCAUCCUCAGGGUUGGGCCCAAGGACACGGGCGAGUACAAAGUUAUUGCAGAGAACCGUCUGGGCCGGGCGGAGUGCUCCACCAACCUCAUCGUCAGAGGUCCCACUCUAACCUGCGAAGCUCCCGUUAGCUCAGAGGAAUCAGCUGCAGCAGCAGUUUAA
Megalops cyprinoides (Indo-Pacific tarpon) is the source of this 4164-nucleotide messenger RNA. Its product is annotated as immunoglobulin-like and fibronectin type III domain-containing protein 1. Bases 1 to 4164 code for a protein of 1387 amino acids. Gene Ontology annotation, molecular function: protein binding. The record is from RefSeq and is a predicted model, not a curated record. The transcript is spliced from 23 exons. NCBI's taxonomy places the organism in Eukaryota, Metazoa, Chordata, Actinopteri, Elopiformes, Megalopidae.